Messenger RNA from Ahaetulla prasina, 6702 nucleotides. Its product is annotated as C-type lectin domain family 2 member D-like. The record is from RefSeq and is a predicted model, not a curated record. NCBI's taxonomy places the organism in Eukaryota, Metazoa, Chordata, Lepidosauria, Squamata, Colubridae. The coding region runs from base 930 to 1745 and encodes 271 amino acids. The transcript has 5 exons.
AAAAAAGAAAACCUAGAGAGCCACAAAAUCUGGGUAGGCGUGGCUGGGGGAGUGUCAUGUGACUCGGGGAGUGAGUGAUAUCGAGUUGGACAUGCCCACCCAGGUUUUACGGCUCCCGGUGUUUUUUCUGUGGGAAAGGGGCUCGGAUGGCUCUUUAAGUGUUUUAAGGUUCCAGACCCCUGGCGUAGGGUCUCCUGCUUGGCCUGGGGGUUGGACUAGAUGACCUACAAGGUCCCUUCCCACUCUCAUAAUCUGUAAUCAGCCUCCCGAUUUCUAUCCUAGUAUCUCAACUACCGAACUGCUCCCUCAGAAAGUGAAUGCAGAGAUGAAAUUUAUGACUGUAACUUGUUGCUGGCAAUCCUUAUGAUUUAUAUUGAUAUACUGACCAUCAAUUGUGUUGUAAAUGUUGUACCUUGAUGAACGUAUCUUUUCUUUUACGUACACUGAGAGCAUAUGCACCAAGACAAAUUCCUUGUGUGUCCAAUCACAUUUGGCCAAUAAAAAAUUCUAUUCUAUUCUAUUCUAAACGGCCAUCUGCCCGGGAUGCUUUAAUUCAGCUUUCUAAAGGAGCCUCAAGUUUGCCAGUUCUUAGAUUUGGCCCCAUAAAAGGCAUUCGCCACGCAUAGAUUUUGCCUUUUUCUCCCCCCCCCGCCCCCACAUCAACAAGGGUAUGACUUCUUGGUGGGGGGAGGAAGCAGCCUAUAACUAGGGGGACUGCCGCCUAUUUUUUUAAUAAAUAAUUUUCAUUGUAGUUUUUCUUUUCCAUAACUAAUAUAGUUAAUUCUAAGGUUAGUUUAUUCAUUUCGGCACAUUCAAAUAUUUUCUGAAUAAUCAAUCCCUCUGGCGGUAAGUUAUGGUGGGGGGGCUGCAGACUAAUUAGUUUUAAAUUGUUCCAAGUGGGGUCAGAAGUAUUCGCGGAGAAGGCACGAAUGAAAGGAGAGCAGCCUUUGCCAACCUUAAGCCGGAGUGCCUGGAACGUUCUGGGAACUGAAAUCCCAAAUCUUGACAACAUUGGGAAGCGCAACUCGAAGGAGAAUCGCUUCUGUUGCAAAAGGAAAAGGGGCGGAGAUUGGAGGAGGAGUUAUUGGGGAGGGAGAAGGGGAAGGGAGUAUGAUUUAGGACCAAAGCUGCAAAACCUGGGGAGAGGAAAGAAGCCCUCGGACGCCGCACGCUCAGCUCUCAUACCUAAGUGCAUUUCAGGCAAACUACUCAUUGUAGGAGCUAUUGUUGUAAUUGCAGCUUUUACCAUUAUUAUCAUUUCAUUGGCUGUUAAAAAGAUAGAAACAUGUUUGCCUUGCCGUCCCCUUGUAAGUGUUCCCUGCCUAGAUUCUUGGAUUAGCUACAAUGGAAAAUGUCUCUAUGUCUCAAAAGAAGAAAGGAAUUGGUCUCUCAGUUUAACAACGUGUACCUCAUUUAAUGCAUCCUUGGCUGUGAUUGAUACUCAGAAGGAAUUGGAUUUUUGGGUGGAUAUUUUCCGUUCCUCUCAUUACUGGUUUGGUCUCUCAAGAAAAGUUAACCAGAUCUGGAAAUGGUCCAAUGGCACAGAGUUUAAAAAUCAGUUUCCAGUGCGAGGAGAAGGCUUCUGUGCAUAUCUGAAUGGAAAAGGGGCCAGUAGUACCGUAUGCUUCAUGAAGAAACGUUUUCUCUGCAGCCGGCCAGAAAGUUACAACAAGGCUGGAAUGAAGGGGAGUUCCUGGCUGGGAGAAAUAUGGUGGGGAGGGCAGAGCAAUAUGACCAUUGAGUGACAGCAUCUCAGGGAGGUCUUAACAUUUUGUGAAGUGGUAUAUAAAUCUAAGUGCUAUUGCUAUUUCUAGUCAGUAUUUUAGAGCCUGGAGUCUUAACUGCACUGAAUGCCUGCUAAUGAUGAGAGGCAGCAAAGCUCUGUGACAGGAACAAAAAAAGGACCCAGAACAGUGGUGGGAUUCAAGUAAUUUAACAACCGGUUCUCUGCCCUAAUGAUUUCUUCCAACAACCAGUUUGCCAAUCUACUCAGAAAGUUAACAACCAGUUCUCCCGAAGUGGUGCGAACUGGCUGAAUCCCACCACUGACCCAGAGAGAAAAACGAGCCUGAGAUGCCACAAACAGAAAAUUCCAAGCAUUUGGAACAUUUCAAAAGUGUCAGCAAUCUCUAGAUAGCUGAAACUGAAGUAUUUAUUUCAGCACAAUCCUACAGCAAGUAAGUCUCUUCAGGGAUGGGCUUCAAAAAAAUUAGCAAGGGGUUCUCUGCCCAGUUGCUGGGUGGGCGUGGCCAUGGUGGGUGUGGCCUAGUCAGCACAGCAGGGGGAGCGUUUUUGCCCUCUCUGGGCUCCAGAGGCUCUCCUCGAGCCUCCAGGAGGGUGAAAACGGCCUUCCCCGGCUCUGGAGGCCCUCUGGAAACAGGCCUGUUUCCGGCCUUCCUGAACUUCUGGUAGGCCCGUUUUUCGCCCUUCCCGAGCCUUGGUGUGCACUCUGCACUUAUCUGCAUUCAAAAUGGGCUGUGUGGGGACCCCUGGGAGGGGAGGGGCAGAGUGGGUGGGGCCAGCCAGGAGUGGGAUUUGGGGAUUCUCCGAACUGCACAGAAUCUUAGCUAGAGGUUCUCCCGAGCCCCUGAGAAGCCCCAGCAGCCCACCCCUGAGUCUCCUUCUUUUCCUCUUUACCCCCUUGGCAAUCUGCACUGAUAAAUCUAAUGCCAUACUUGACUGGGAAGAAGGCAAUUUCUCUUCCUCCAAAGAUGAAGUUCUACAGGUGAAAGAGGGGAAGAUACACAAAACAAUAUUAAGAGGUGGAUGCAGAUUUGAUUGCUAAGAACUGCCUAUUAACUGCUAAAACAGUUAUUGCUGUUAGGUGGCAAUCAGAAGUUAGGGUUAAGCUACUUUUACAGCCCCACAGAUUCUGCUGCAGAUUGCAUGUUUUUCAACAAAAGUGGGUGGGAAAAUAGAAGAGUAGUAUUACACUCACUUUUGCAACUGCUUCAUCAUUCUAUUCCUAUUCCUAUUCUGUUCUGUUCUGUUCUGUUCUAUUCUGUUAUUCCUAUUCUAUUCUAUUCAAUUCUCUAUUCUAUUCUAUUCUAUUUUCUGUUCUAUUCUAUUCUAUUCAUUCCUAUUCUAUUUUCUAUUCCAUUCAUUCCUAUUCUAUUCUAUUCUAUUCUAUUCUAUUCUAUUCUAUCAUAGAGUAUAUUCCAUUGAGCUUAUAGAAAUCUCUUGACUUCCCGGAUGGCAGAGUCUUAAAAGGAAUAAUGCUUAUUUUUAGUCAUUCCACACUCCCUUCAAUGAUCUUUAAACACAGAGAUUUCAUUUAAGGAGAAAUCUAUAUCUAUAUCACCUGUAUGGCCUUUGCUAAAUUUUGGGAAGAGAGCCAAGCUCAUGGGCGAGAAUAGCAUAAAUCCCAGAAAUGAUUAAAUCAGCUAGCCAAUAUCCAUACAGCAGAAAUAUAUGUGUAAAAAUACAAUAGUCUUCAGCUUAAAACCAUUCUUUUAGUCAGUUUGAAAUUGCACCGGUACUGAAAAAAGUGAUUUAUGACUGGUUUUCACACAACUUUCGUAAUAUUCCCCAUGAUCAUGGGAUCAAAAUUUAGGUGCUUGGCAACUGGUGUGUACUUCUGAUAGUUGCACUCUCCUGGGGUCAUGUGAUAACCAUUUACAAUACAAUACAAUUCAAUUCUUUAUUGGCCAAGUGUGACUGAACACACAAAGAAUUUGUUUUGGUGCAUGUACUCUCAGUGUACGUAAAAAAAAAGAUACAUUCGUCAAGAAUCAUAAGGUACAACACUUAAUGAUAGUCAUAGGGAACAAAUAAGCAAUCAAAUCAUAUUAGGAAACAGUCAAUAUAAAUCUUAAGUAUACCAGCAACAAGGUUACAGUCAUACAGUCAUAAGUGGGAGGAGAUGGGUGAUGGGAACAUUGAGAAGAUGAAUAGUAAUAGUAAUGCAAACUUAGUAAUAGUUUGACAGUGUUGAGGGAAUUAUUUGUUUAGCAGAGUGAUGGCGUUCGGGAAAAAACUAUUCUAGUGUCUAGUUCUGGUGCGCAAUGCUCUAUAACAUUGUUUUGAGAGUAGGAGUUGAAACAGUUUAUAACCCUUCCAGCCAGCACAAAACUAGGUUUACAGAUUUCCCUGGGUUAUUUUCCAAGCCUACAUUUCACAAUUCCACCAGCUUCUGUAUUAUCUUAUGUUAUUAAGGUAAAAAAGUCUCCCUUGAGCCAAGAUUGUUCUCUUGACUUCAUGGACACAUUUGUGUAGGUUUGGGAUCAGGACUAUGGUAAUGAAUUGUCACUGUCUUCUUCCAAGGGCCUGGAGCCCUAAUGGAGGCAUGUCGCCCACACUGAAGGUGGUUAAUGGACUGAGAAAAGAUUCUGCCUCCACACCGUUUGUGCCUUGCUCCUUUCCUUGCCAUCUUUGUUAUUUUUUAAUGUUAGUACUUAAUGAUCUUAAUAGUUAAUGUUUUCCUUGCUUCCAUUACUAUUUGAAGGCCACCUCUAGCUAGGCAAGAUGGGCAGCAGUAGUGGGAUUCAAAUCCUGUCGCUACAGGUUCACUCGUGGGCAUGCGCACUCUUGCACAUGCAAUGCUUCUGCACAUAUGACGUCCAGGCAUGUGGAUGGAGCCUCCCGCCACCACUACCGGUUCGCUGAAUCCGGGGCGAACCGGUAGCAACCCACCACUGAUGGGCGGCAUAUAAAUUCAGUAAUAAUCCUGGAAUGGUUAUAGUUCCUACACCAGAUACUGUUUUGGAAUUUCAUGUGGAAGGUGAAGUGCUAACUUAGCAUCUGCCUGCAACUCAUUAAAGUAGCCGCUUCUAUUUCCAGCAUUGCAAAGUAUAUCCAAAGUACUGUAAAUCUUAAAUGUUCACCCAGUGUUAAAAAGCAAAAACAAAAAAUGAGAACGUAUUUUAAAAUCCAUGCCGUAGCCUCAAAAGGGACAAAUAAUGAAAAUUAGCAUGGAGCAGUGGUUUAGAUAACUGAAUUUUGUGCAGAAGAUCCCAGUUAAAAUCCAACCUCCGUCAAUGGAAGCUCAUGAGGGGAGCCCCACUCUGAACUCAGCAUAACUGACACCAGUGUUUCUCAGAAGAUUUGUAGGAAGAGCCUUCUACCUCUACUCCGUUUGUGCCUUGCUCCCUUGCUUGCCAUUUUGGUUAAUAUUUAAGCUAUUUUAAUGUAUUUUUAUUGUUUGAUGUUUGAUAUGACUGAUAUAUAAUAAAUACUGCUUGGUUUCCUGCACCAGAGAGUGUUUUGCAUUUCGUGUGAAAGGUGCAGAAGUGCUAACAUGGCAUCUGCCAGCGUUCAUUAAAGUAGCUGCUUCCAUUUCCAGCAUUGCAAAGCAAAGUAUAUAUCCAAAGCACUGUAAAUGUUCACCCAGAAUAAAACAAAAAUAAAAGGCUCACAAGGGGUAUGAACUUAAUAGCUUAGGUUGUAGACGUAACUUUUCAGAGGUUUUACCAGUACAUAAGGAACAAAAAGGUAAAGGCCAGCGUGUAGUGGAGUUUAAUGUGUGGCUAAAGGAGUGGUGUAAAAGGGAAGGCUUUGGUUUUAUUAGUCAUGAUGUCUGCAACUGGUCCAAUGAAAAAUUGUAUAAAAGAGAUGGAUUGCAUCCAUCAAAGAAAGGGACUGAGUUACUUAGCAAUAAAUUCACAGAUUUUCUGGAUAAACAUUUAAAUUGAACAGUGGGGACAGAGAAUUAACUGAUACAGAAAAUUUCUGUCCCCAGCAAUCGAAAACUAAAAGGGUUAUCAGUGCAUGUAACAUAGAUGUCUGUAUGGGUAAGACUAUCAGCCCUGCUAUCAAGCAAAACCAAGCAUUUAACAGUGAGUGCCAUACCAUGUGCACUAAACCAACAGGUGGCAAGAAAGUAGGGGCAGUCAACACAGGUUAUGUAGACAGUAAACACAAGGUCAAUCCAAAUGGACUCAAAUGUCUAUACACCAAUGCACAGAGUAUGAGGAAUAAACAGGGUGAAUUAGAAAUUCAAGUAAAUGAGGGCAGAUAUGAUAUUGUUGCCAUUACGGAAACUUGGUGGGAUGAAACUGACAAAUGGAACAUACAGCUAGAGGGAUAUAAAUUAUUUAAAAGAAAUAGACCAAAUAAAAGAGGAGGUGGAGUUGCACUAUAUAUAAGAAAUAACUACAUCUCUACAGAAAUAGAGCACAACAAUGAUAAAAAUCAUCUUGAAUGUAUUUGGGUCAAUAUAAAAGGGGUGAAAAACGAUAUUGCCAUAGGUCUAUACUAUAGGCCACCCAACCAAACAGAGGAAGUAGAUGAACUUUUUGCUAGUCAGCUAACUAAGGUAUGUAGGAAGCACAUCACAGUAGUAAUGGGGGAUUUUUUUUUUGUUUAAAAAAGUUUUAUUUUAACAUUCUUAUCCAAUAACAUAUCCAAUAACAUAUUUAAUGUACCAUCAUAUACAAUUAAUCGGAUCUGCCCGGUCACCACCCCCUUCCUUUUACUCUCCUUCUCUACCUUCUUCUACUUUCCACAACCAUCCUCCCCCUCUCUUAUCUACAUCCUCUCCUCCUUCCUCCCUACUCCUUUCUUCUCCCUCUUCUAUCCCUCUUCCUUCCUUUCCUCUUCCUCCUCUUCUCUUUCCUACCUCCUUCUCUCUUCUACUUCCUUCUUUCCCAUCAUUCUGAAGUGGUAGCCAGGCAGCUCCGAUCUUACAUUAAUUAUACAUCUUCAAUCAUCUUUGUACAUUAACUAUCAAUCCAUUUUCUACCCUCAUCCCCCCUCCCCCUCCCU